This is a messenger RNA of Lactuca virosa, 1343 nucleotides long. The record is from the annotation of a GenBank genome assembly. NCBI's taxonomy places the organism in Eukaryota, Viridiplantae, Streptophyta, Magnoliopsida, Asterales, Asteraceae.
AUGUACCAAUCGUCAGACUUAAUAGUGUUGCAAUCAUGGCGGGGGCUGUGGUGCAAUCUACCAUCUUACUACCUUUUGAAUCUAUGCAUUGAUUUCUGGAAGAACACGGGUGUAACUUCAACGAAUUCAAGUACUAUUUGGGAAAGAAUCUCUAAACAUAAGCUACCAGUUGUGGAACCUAGACAAUCUUCACUUUUUCCUCAAGCAAUUGAUCUAAGAGACAACUCAACUACUGGUGCAGUGUUUUUUGCUGUAUGUCGUGGAAAGGUAAGUGAAGGAUUAGAUUUUGCUGAUCAAGCUGGAAGAGUUGUGAUUGUGACUGGAAUUCCAUUUGCAAUGAGGAAUGAUCCAAAAAUCCGUUUAAAACGUGAGUUUUUAGACCAACAGGCACUCUCCCAAAAAGGAUCCAAGAUACAUUCUCAAAGCCAGUAUCUGCCAUACUUUGAUGUUGACACAUCCGAUGUUUUAGAAAGAAUCAAAGAUUCCCUCUUGCCCUUUGGAGGAAGAUUCAAUGAAAAAACGGCUAGCAACCCAGACUUGUAUGGACCUUUUUGGAUAUGCACUACCUUAAUCUUUGUUGCAGCUUCUAUUGGGACAUUUGUGACUUAUUUGGCUCAUAAGCUACAACAUAAAGAAUGGAACUAUGAUAUUAAUCUUGUAACAUGGUCUGAUGGAGUGUUCUAUGGCUAUGUGCUUGUUGUGCCUCUUUGUUUGUACAUUAUUCUCAAGUACUUUUCUGCACCUUCUGGCCUUGUUCAACUCUUCUGUCUAUACGGAUACUCCGUGUUUAUCUUCAUUCCAGCCAUGGGAGAUAUUUAUCAAGUGGAAGCAAGCUACGAGAACCAACAGCAAAUAAUGAGAAUUAAGACCCUCUUCCAUAAGAAGUCAAGUGGAGGAUAUUUUAUUGGUGAUAAAACCCAACCAAGUUCUUGCAAGGGUCUGAUACACAACUACUAAAAAGGGAUGUAAUUACUUGGACUAAAUAUGAGGAAGACUACAACAUGCCUACUUGGAUUUAUCAGGAUGGUCCAAGGGCUGGGCUAACUAGGCCGCAACCCAAGGCAGCAAUUUAUAGGGUAUCCGAUUUUUUCCAAAUCCCAAGUCUUAUUAUGGGUAUAACUUACCAGUUACAUGGGUCAAGAACUUGAUCCAUAAAUACGAUCCAACCAUUAAAGGAAUUGGUAAGUGACAAGGUCACCCGACUGGAAAUUGAAAAGGGUGAAACGCCAAAAGAAGCGGCAAAUGCAAUUCAGAUUUGUUAAAAAAGGCGCACGCGAAGAAGAGUAUUGAGUUUUCUUCAAUUUCUGAUUCUAGAUUUCUUUCUUGUAAAUUAAAAAAGCACA